This is a messenger RNA of Cladophialophora carrionii CBS 160.54, 942 nucleotides long. RefSeq lists its product as uncharacterized. The transcript has 2 exons. The record is from RefSeq and is a predicted model, not a curated record. Gene Ontology annotation, cellular component: trans-Golgi network; TRAPP complex; cis-Golgi network. Gene Ontology annotation, biological process: regulation of GTPase activity; endoplasmic reticulum to Golgi vesicle-mediated transport. NCBI's taxonomy places the organism in Eukaryota, Fungi, Ascomycota, Eurotiomycetes, Chaetothyriales, Herpotrichiellaceae. The coding region runs from base 1 to 942 and encodes 313 amino acids.
AUGGCCGCCCCUUCUCCGCCCGACUUGGUCUUCGACCCGGACGCCCGCCUCGCCAACGUCUCGUGCUUUGAUCUCCUGCUCAUCGAGCUCGUCCCUCUCGCGGAACGCAUGGCUCGCGCGUACGAGGCCUCGCUCGACAGGCCCGUCCCGCCCGUUUCGUCGGGGAGGGCGUCGAAGCGUGCGUCGCGAGGAGGAGGGACCCCCGCAACGGGUUCCACGAUGGUGAACACGAACACGACGGUGACAACUUCCGGAGCAGGAUCUGGAUCAGGCACAGGCACAGGCACAGGUAACCCAGCCAUCACAGUCACGAACCCCAACGCCACGUCGACGUCCCUGUCAGCCCCACCGUCCACCACCACCACCACAGCGGCAGCGCCCACGCUCCUCGCGUCGGACGGCAUGCCUUCCACGCCCCUCUUCGCGGACAGUGUGUACGUGCGACUGGAGCGGCUGGGGUUCCGUGUUGGGGAGGGCCUCUCGGAGCGGUUCUCGCGCGACAGGGCGCGCUUCCAGAAUUACGCGGGCAGCGGGCCCGGCAUGGCCGGGUCCGGUGGGUUGGGCACCGGCAGCACAGGCAGCGCAGGGACGGCUGGGAUAGGCAGCAUCAACGACCAUCACCUGGACGUCAUCAAGUUCUUGUGCAAGGACAUUUGGACCGUGGUGUGGAAGAAGCAGGUCGACAACUUGAAGACGAAUCACCGGGGCGUUUUCGUCCUCACGGACGCCAAAUUCCGGCCUCUGAUGCGCAUGGCCAUGACCACCAGUGCAGAAGCCGUUCAACGCGCCCAGCCGCAUUUGUUCUUCCCGUGCGGCAUCAUCAGGGGAGUCUUGUCGAGUCUGGGCAUCAAGGCGACCGUGCAGGCUGAGACGACCGACUUACCCGGCGCCGUGUUCCAGAUCAAGACGAUUCAAGAGCCGACUAAGAAGGUGGGCGUAUGA